Messenger RNA from Linum tenue, 423 nucleotides. Lineage: Eukaryota; Viridiplantae; Streptophyta; Magnoliopsida; Malpighiales; Linaceae. The record is from the annotation of a GenBank genome assembly.
AUGAAUUGGGUAGCGGAGAGAAAAGGAGCUUCCAAACAAGGGUGGACGAACCGAACCCUGGCUUCCAUAUCACCGCCGCCGUUCCCUUUACUGACCCUUCUCCUCAUUAUCUUCUUCCUCCUCUACCUCUCUUCGUACUCCAACUACAGGCACCAAAUGAACGAGACUUUCGUCAGCUUCAAGCUCUUCCUUCUCUUCGUUCCCGUCAUCAUGAUCUUCUCCGCUCAGCUUGUGUCCAAGUUCGAGAUUUUUGCUUUCCCACGGACCAAAGCGGAGUACUAUGGCAACUCGCCGGCGGUGAAGAGGCGGCAGCUGGACUUGCCGUGGGGGAUGGUGGCGGCGGUGGUGUUUCUUUUGUUUAUGGUGUCGUUCCAGUCGUCUCUUCAGUCCAUGUGGUCGCCGGUUGUGCGGCGGUCCGGUUGA